Octopus bimaculoides (California two-spot octopus) is the source of this 924-nucleotide messenger RNA. Its product is annotated as protein ZBED8-like. The record is from RefSeq and is a predicted model, not a curated record. NCBI's taxonomy places the organism in Eukaryota, Metazoa, Mollusca, Cephalopoda, Octopoda, Octopodidae.
AUGCUACUCCCAGAAACAAGUAAACAGGAGAAUGACGGAUUGAUUGCAUCUUACAACAUUGCAUUGCUCGUUGCUAAAUCUGGGAAGUCUCUAACAAAUGGAGAAACAUUACUUCACCCAUUUAUUGAACAGGUUUUGUCAACUGUUAUGCACGAAAAACCCCAUGACAUUAUGAAGAAGAUCCCACUUAGUAAUAACACAAUUUCUCGACACAUCGAUGAAAUGGCCAAGGAUGUCAAACAUCAACUCAUUAAUAUUCUCCAGCGUUCUGAAUUUUCUAUACAAUUGGAUGAGUUAACUGUUGUGGAUAAUCAAUGUUUGACGAUGGUAUAUGUUAGGUAUUUCAGCGAAGGCCUUCAACUUUGUGAGGAAAUGCUGUUCACAGAGAAAUUGCCGCUUGAUUCAAAAGGUGCAACUAUUUUUCGCACUCACAAGUCUUUCCUUUCUGAACAUAAUAUGCCACUCAGUAAUAUUCUUGCCUCUUCCACAACUUCUUUGAAAGAUGAAUUGGUUGAUGAAGACUUAACUACAUAUCGCAACUAUUUACAAUCAUUGCAUGAUAAUACGGUGGAGCGAUUUCAAGAUGUUAUUGCGCUGAAUAUUCCAAAUUGGUAUAGCAAUCCGUUUGAAGUUGAUGCAGUCGAUUGCGAAUAUGACGUUCAGGAGGAAUUGAUAGAAUUACAAAAUGACAAUGACACCAUAAUGCGAUAUCGCCGUAAUGGCAAAGAAAAUUUGUGGUACAAUCAGCGUAUAUUAAAUUCCUAUCCCAAUCUGUGGAAAUAUCUGAAAUUACUUUUGCUUGCCUUCCCUAUCUCAUACCUUGUUGAGUCUGGUCUUAACCAUGUUGGAACUUUACUUUCCCAUAAAAGAAUUCGACUAGAUAUGACAUCACGAGAAAACUUGCGCCUAAAGUUGACAAGUUAG